Molecule: messenger RNA, 3335 nt
Organism: Anopheles stephensi (Asian malaria mosquito)
Lineage: Eukaryota; Metazoa; Arthropoda; Insecta; Diptera; Culicidae
Exons: 4
Coding region: 300-3164 (954 amino acids)
Biological process (GO): negative regulation of phosphorylation
Cellular component (GO): endoplasmic reticulum
Molecular function (GO): protein phosphatase 2A binding
Source: RefSeq, a predicted model, not a curated record
AGAUACAGUCGGAAAGGGGAAGAAACGAGUCUUGCCUAUUGUAAUAAUUGAUUUUCAUGCUGCUAAAAUUGAUAACAAAGCAGUCGGCAAGCUUUAAGGCGCUCAAAUUAGCUGCCAACACAUUUUUAAACUAGUUUAGACCACCGUGACCACACCACCACGCCCAUAGUGCACCGUGAAAGAAAAGGUGGCCGGAAAAGUGUCCCACAGAGCCGUGUGAAGAGGGUGCCGUGCCGGAUUUGUUUUAUUUGCCACCGAAACCGUACAAACUGGAUGACGCUAGAGUCGGCGGUGCGGUCAUGGAGUACUACGCCAUUUUCAUACCAAACAACACGUCCAACUUCGCGAUUAAAAGCUUCUACAACGAUAAAAUCGAAGCGCUGGGUGCUUUGAAGCUGCACAAAGAUGCACGUAUGAAGGCGUUCUCGACAAGCGAAGAGGCAGUCUACUUCUACCUGCACGGGCCAUCCGAAGGAGCACCGGGGGGUACCGUCGGUGGUAGCGGGGGUGUUGCUGCAUUAGGUGCGCCCGGUAGUCCGAUACCGUCCGCCGAGCGUAAGGUUCCGAAAUCUCCCUUCGUUGGACCAUCGAGCCAGAAGCUGGUCGCCUUCCGGAAGCUGAUCGAAGCAAACAACAUCGACGAGGUGCGCACAAUGAUACAACAGAACCCACGCUAUCUGAUCAGUUCCGGCGAUACGCCAACCAUCCUGAAGGAAGGGCCGCGGUACAACGCGCUGCACAUAACGGCCAUCGAAGGGCGGAGCGAAAUUUGUCGCCUCAUACUGCAAACGAUAGAAAACCCUUCCUACAUCGAGCUGCUGCACGGGCAGCGCACGUCCUCGACCGACGAAGUCACUGCCAUACUGCUCGACCUCUACCUAAACACGCCGGACAAGUGCCGGAACGAGACGCCGCUCCAUUUCGCUGCCAAGCUCGGCUGGGUCGCGGUGGUAAAGGAGCUGAUUGCAUUCCCCCAGUGUCUGGUGAAACCGAAUGCGGACGGGCUGUACCCGCGGGAAAUUAUCUGCAGCCGGGCAAAGCAGGCCAACAAUACGCCCGAAACGCGCGACGCCAUUAAUGCGCUUUUGCAGGAAAACUUUUUCGUCCCGGUCAUACGCACGGAGGACAAUAGUUUGCCACCGAUUGUGGGCGAACCGUUCUCACCGACCGAGCUGCCGCAGCUAAACGAACCGAGGGACAAGCUGACCGCCCGGCGGGAAAUUAAAGCUUACGCCGGCCCGAUGGAUUACGAGAAGGCGCAACGGUUCUGCAAGCGAUGGAAAACACCGCCCCGGUUGAGAAUUGUCGGUGCGGGCAGGGUGCAGAGCGAGGGCAAGCUGUCGGACAUGCGGAAAAGCUCGACUCCGAUCAGGGCGGCUGCACGGCGUCUGUUUGCGAACCGAUCGUUCGAUGGAAGGUUGGAGGAGGGUGUCGGUGGUGGCGAAGGGCAGCAACAGCUCAACACGAACAACAACAACAACACGCUGCUCGAUUCGAGCCUGGACGAAAGCGUCGUUGAACCGAUAGACGACAAGCUCAUUGCCGACGAUAAUGGCAAUCACUUGCGCAUGGCUGCGGUACCGUACACGCCGAAUCGGCUGUUCUUCUCGUACCGCAACCAUCUGGCGAACAACAGCUUCGACACGGACGGUUCGUACUGUGACAAUGAGCUGGACGAUGGCAACAUUAGUUACGUGUGCGACGAAACACAAACGCUGUACGGGAAGUCGAACGUGACGGAAUCGCCCUCGUUCAAGGAGCGGUCCAUCCGCCUCACCGACCCCUCGAAAGGGAUCGAAACGGUGGGGCGCAUGUUGGCCAAGAAGGAGCAGGUCGGUUGGAAAGAGUAUUGGAAGUUUUUGGGCACCUUCUGCGACGUGGAGGAUGCGAUGGGGCUGUUGCUGCUGGAAAAAUACCUUGCGCAGAAGAAGCAACAGCUGGCGGGCGGCGGACACCAGCCAGAUCAACGGGAGGGCAGCGUUUGUGCGGCCAGUCCCGGCGAACCGUCACCGCCGUGCCAGAAGGAACGAUCGUUUGCCGACGAGCUGAACAUGAUCUGUGAAUCGACGGAAAAGAUGAGCCUUAACAUGGCCGACGAGCUGCAGCGGACGCCCGUCUCGAACCCGUACCGCUGUCUGCUGAACUCAUUGCACGUGUUCGGCAUACGGUUGGUAAAUAAUAUGCUCAAGCCGACCGCCAAGAGCAGCGUUGCGGAAACGUUCCAGCUUCAGAUCCGGCAGCUGGAGAAGCUGCUCGAAAACUACCGCAACGACAGUGCCUUUCGGAAGAUUGAUUUCUCCAAGGUGCACGCACUGUUUGCGUACUUGAUCGUAACGAAUGUGCCACACAAUCGGCCAGCCACCGGCAGGGAGGAACGGUCCAGCGUAUGGAAUCUAUUGGCGCGGGACGAGUCGCUUAACGAACCGGCCCGAUGUAUCGCCAAGUUGCUGACGCAGUUUUCGGUCGACCCGUCGCUUUUGGCUGCCCCGCUGGACCUUGGCGACCUGGCCGAGAUGGAACAGCACGCGAAAACGUUCUGGGAGAGCAAUGCGCACAUUGUGCCCUGCGGUUGCCGUACCGAUGCUUCCCCAGCGCAGCAACACCACGCCAACGCCGGCAAAGGUAUUCUGGAGCGAAUGAACAAGCGGCGCGAAAAACGUGCCUUCCGGACCACGUCCACCUCAUCGUCAGCGUCGGAAGCGGCCACCGGGCCGGUGGCCGAGAUGGUGGUUGACUUCCACACAUACCGCAGUGGCGGAUCGGGGCGGGAAUCGGCGGCACAACUUAACGGUUCCCUCGAAGAGGACGAACGAUACUACAGCUGUAGCGAUUCGGAGAACGAGCAGGACGAUGAUACAUUCUUUACGCCACCCUCCAGCCCGAAAGCACUGCGCAGAGGAGAGAACGAUCACAACGGAAACAGCGGUCCGAAGGAAACAGCGAACCACGCGCUGAACAUGGUGGACGAUGUAGCGGCGACGAAUGGUGUGUUGGGACGGAGCAUGGAGGAGGAGGAAGAGAUCUACACAGCAUUCCUUGCCGGUUCGUUGCCGACCCAGGAAGACUUGGACGUGUGGAAUGUGCUGAAGAUGGUCGACGUUGAUCCGCAGACCUACCCGCACGUGCACGGCUGGAAGUGUGCGAUGAUGGAGUAUAGCUCGUAGCGGACAUUAAGCGGCAACCCUGGUGCCGCAGGUGCCGUUUGAAGGUUGGAUGUCUGGAAUCUCGCGAAUAAAGUAAAGUGUGAAAGAAUUUGUUAGACAAAAGCAUGAAAUGCUGCGGAACCAAAUAAAUUCCUUAAUUAUUAUUGUUUUUCGAUCAGACAACCAACAAAA